Molecule: messenger RNA, 4501 nt
Organism: Dufourea novaeangliae
Lineage: Eukaryota; Metazoa; Arthropoda; Insecta; Hymenoptera; Halictidae
Gene: kibra
Product: protein kibra
Exons: 13
Coding region: 337-4386 (1349 amino acids)
Biological process (GO): regulation of hippo signaling; regulation of DNA-templated transcription; cell migration
Cellular component (GO): cytoplasm
Molecular function (GO): molecular adaptor activity; kinase binding
Source: RefSeq, a predicted model, not a curated record
UAGGGGUGAAAGUGUAUUUCAUAUCGAAUUCGGUUCUUUUUUUUUUAAUUGUGGUGUACGGAAAGUAACGUAAAGGCUAUGUUAUUUGCAUAAUAUUUUUCGUAAUUGCAACAGUGAUCAGUGCUAGAUCAAGAAGAAAGUGUUACGAUAAUGUAACGGCCAUCGAUACGCGCUCUCGUACAAAUGUGGGACCACGGUACAGUCUCAAGGCAAGAUACCAACAGUGGACUUUUCUUCAACGGCCAGCUAUGUUAACGGUGGAAUUCCGCUCGAGAGGAAUCUGAAGGCGGGGACUCUGACGUCACUCCGCUCAUGAUAAUGAGAGCGCAGUGAAAUAUGCCAAGGAGACGGAAUGGGGAGAUACCGCUUCCGGACGGGUGGGACGUCGCGCAAGACUUCGAUGGAAAAGUGUACUUCAUCGAUCACAAUACAAGAAAAACAACGUGGAUCGAUCCAAGAGACAGGUUUACGAAACCUCAAACGUUCGCAGACUGCAUCGGGAACGAGCUUCCACUUGGAUGGGAGGAAGCUUAUGACAAGCAUGUGGGUGCAUACUACAUUAAUCAUGUCAAUCAGACGACGCAGCUCGAAGAUCCAAGACAAGAAUGGCGCGCCAUUCAAGAGGCCAUGCUCCGAGAGUAUCUGCAGACCGCACAGGACGUACUCGAGGCAAAGAAGGAAAUCUAUGACGUGAAGCAACAAAGGCUAUGUUUGGCCCAGGAUGAGUACAAUCACCUGAACAACGCUUUGACGACGCUCGGCGCGUCGCGUACAAGUUUGUGCUCCAGUUCAAGUUCACUGAGUACCAAGUAUGAUCCCGAUCUUCUGAAAUCCGAUGUCGCGCUCGCGAGGAGUCGAGUUUCUCGGCUGAAACGGGAGCUUGAGCAGAUCCGAGCUGAAAUGAAUUGUACGCAGCGGGGAGUGGAUACUCUCGCGAGCGUUGAGCAAAAGUUGAGUGGCCACCACGGCGGUUGCUACAACAUUACGGAGGCCCAGGCGAUCAUGACGGAGCUUCGUAACAUCCAGAAGUCAUUAAGCUCGGGUGAGAAGGAGAAGGCUGAGCUGAUGCAGUCUUUAGCACAACUAAAGGACGAGCUGACGAGACUGCAGCUCUGCGAGGGCAGCCCGGAGGCGAGCACCCUGAGUCUUCCCCAGGAGAAGCUGAGCACCGCGUCCCAGACUGAUCUGUCCGGCGAGCUGGUGCCGAUCGGCACCCGCCUGGCCGAGAUGGCGCGUAUGAGGCUGCAGUACGACGAGGCGAGAAAAAGGAUACAGCAUAUACAGCAACAAUUGGCGGAUCUCGAGGAGAAAGUGACGCCUGGCCAGACCGAGAGCGACAAGGACAAAUUGUUGUUGUUCCAGGAGAAAGAACAGUUACUCCGUGAACUGAGAAGCAUAACGCCCCGUACACGGACCCAACAGGACAUGAAGAAGAUCCAGAGCGAGAUCCGCCGGCUGGAGCAGGAUCUGAACAACGCGCUGGAACUGUCAAACAAAACGAUCACCGAUCGCGUACGGUUGCACGAAGAGAAGCAGCUGUUGCUGCAACAGCUCAGGGACGCUCUCCGCUCGAUGGCGAUGCUCGAGGGUCAGUUGAAGACGCUCAGCGCGAGCACGCUCUCGGUGAGCAGUAGUUCCAGCCUGGGAAGCUUGAGCACGACCAGCAGCAAGGGCUCGCUGAGUUCCGGGCUGAGUUUCACGGAUAUUUAUGGCGGACCACAGUGCUUGGGCCCUGUCAAUUUGCAGCAAGAACGGCCGGUCGAUAUGGUCGAUCUGCACAGACGGGUCGAGAGACUGUUGAGAGGCUCGGAACAGAACAAUCUGGUCAGCACCCCGUCACCUGGAAGGUCCCAGCCUAGCCUGUCGCCUAGAUCCAGCCUUUCCAGCGUCAGCCCACCGGUCUCGCCGCUCUACGAGAACGCCCCGAUGGGGCCGCCGCCUGCGUACGAGCACGUGGAGAUGCAAAGGCGACAACAUCAAAGGAUCACCGUUUCCUCUGGCGUGAAUCUCGACGGUACCCAGCUGGAAGAUCGACUGGCGGAGCUCAGGCUCAGUCAGCAGCAACCGCCGACCCAGGAACUGUCGUGCAGUGGUGGUGGUGGUUCCCAGGAUCGUCUGAAGUUAGUCGGCGGACCACAUCCGCCUGUCGAGCUCCAGUCAGGAAACAUGUCCCAAGGCAGCGGCCUCGGUAGGCCUGUGCCCGCUGUACAGCAUCAGAUGUCCAUGCAGGAACCACCGCCUCUGUCGCCUAUCAGCGAGACCUCACCGCCCACCGGAAUACGCUCGAGAGCAAGCAGUUCCGGGACGAACACCAGGUCCGUUUCUGCUGCUGUUUCCGACGAAAGCGUCGCCGGUGACUCGGGUGUCUUCGAGGCCUCUAACAGAAGAAGACUCUCCGGGGUGAUCGGAGACGUCGACUCGUUGGCGCUGGGGGAAAUGAGCCUGGAGACGGCGCAGGUGCAAAUCAAGCUCAGGUAUUCUGUAAGCGAUGGCCUACUUCAUGUGGGUAUCGAGCGUGCGAGGAACCUAGCUGCCCUCUUUAUUCCUAACAACGCGCAAGUGUACAUAAAGGCUGCUUUACUUCCGAUGCAACCACCAGUUAACCAUAUAUGCUGUACGAAACCUGUAGUGGAUUUACACAAGCCAACCUUCGGUGAAACGUUCCCGAUUGCUGUACCACUUAACAAAUUGUACACAAAGACACUACAAGUUAACGUUUGGUGUACAGGCAAUGAGUCUGAGGAGUGCUUGGGAUCUGCCCAAGUAUCCCUUGCAGACUUUAGUCCAGAAUCGCCAAGCGUGAAAUGGUACAACAUACUGUCCUUCCGCUUCAUGCAGCCACCAGACAGUCCUAGUACGAGCACCAGCAACAGCAACAGCAUCUCUACUAGCGUAGGCAGACAAGCUAAACACGAUAAACAAGAAUCAGAUUUAUCCGUCUACCGUGGGGGACAGAACACUAAAGAGGAAAGCAGUGACGAGAGUACGAUAAUCAGCUCUCAAACGUCCACCUUGACGAGAAAUCAAGGAUGUGACGAACUGCAGACAGCUAUUUCCUUGAAACUAGAAGAACUGGCCAACUGCUUGGGAAGUCCUGAAGAAGAGGAUGAAAACGCUGGCAGCGAAAGCGGCAGUGAGGACAGUGACGAGGACGGGAUCAUUGUGGAAUUUAUGAUGGAGGACAAUGUUUUGGAAGACGUCUUGGAGCACGAGGAGGAUGAAGAAUUGAACGAGGAGGCAAAGCAAACACAGGACAAGGAGACCAAUACUGAGUGUAUUUUUAUACCGGAGCAGGGAAAACAGAGGAAACUUUCGGCAGCCGGCGUUACUCCCAACACUAUGUACGACGAUAAAAAUUCCAUCGUGAUUAAAAGAAGUCAAACCUUUUCUCCGAGUGCCGCAGUCAGCAAGAAUCAUUACAUCUGUCGGCUCAAUAGAAGCGACAGCGACAGUAGCAUGCCGCUCUACCGUAGGGGUGGACCAUUCCAACGAAAUUCGGUUGAAAGACGGUCCCUACGAUGGCGACGUCCUUCGUCCGCGCUCAGCUGCAAAACUGUCUCAAAGAAGUGCACCAAUUUGCCGCCCACCGCCAGAACAUCGCUGGAUCUCGAAUUGGAUCUUCAAGCACAGCAUGCUAGACUGAGCAACCUUCAAGAUGAGAUCACCAGAUUGCGAGAACUGAAGCAGAGGCUGGAACAGGCACGAGAGAAGGGAGACACCGACUUUGCAACCUGGUUGCUGGAGGAUCAUAAGUUCCAGAGCCUCAUGGCGCAAGCCGAAAGCGGGAAAAACGGAAAAAGCGCCGAAGAUAAAAGGGUGGAGAAAAUGUUAAAAAGAACCUCGAAAGAGAUCUACAAAUUAAGAAAAACGAAGGCUGGCAAGGGAAAACCCGACAUUAUUUCCUUCAAGGAGAAAAUGGCUUUCUUCACGCGCGUUAGUCUAAAUGUUCCUGUGCUUCCACCCGAAGAUUCAUCCUGCGAGAACGCAUUGUUACCGUCUCUGUCGGCCGGCCAGCACAAGAGAUACGCCUCGGAACCAGUUACCAGUGAAUCUGUGGUCGCUAAAGUUAAUGCUCAAUGUUUUACGAAUAUGGCCGCACGGUCGAACAGUGUUCCUAGCGGGAACGCGUCGUCGUCUGCUACGAGAGGCGACAGCGCCGCGGCGGCGAAUAACGCGGCGGCGGGGAUCGUUCCGAGCACGGUCGAGGAGAGUUCGGCGAACAGUACAAAUAAAUCCGUGAACGCGAAGGGUCGACCGGUCGCGGGGAAGCUGCAGUGCGCGGAGAACGGUCAGGUCGAGAGCCUGAAGUCGUCCGAGGAGACGGACAGCGAAGAGCCGAGAAGGUACGAGUACGUAGUCGACAGAGUUCUCGGAGUGGAAGUGUAACGUGUUCGCGCGUCUUAGGCCAUCUUUCUUAUUUGAAUUAUCGUGAAUGGACAAACAAACAAACAAAGAAAAACGAAUUGAUUUAAAUUAUUCAAACGAUUAAACGUGUGUACCG